Molecule: messenger RNA, 1817 nt
Organism: Camelina sativa (false flax)
Lineage: Eukaryota; Viridiplantae; Streptophyta; Magnoliopsida; Brassicales; Brassicaceae
Product: putative pumilio homolog 21
Biological process (GO): post-transcriptional regulation of gene expression
Cellular component (GO): cytoplasm
Molecular function (GO): mRNA binding
Source: RefSeq, a predicted model, not a curated record
AUCCCAAUCUAUGAAUUGGUGACAAUGAAACGGCAUAGUUGCUGUUAUCCCAAUACCAUUGAAUUGGUGACAAUACGCAGUACUCACGCUCUUAAUCCCAAAAGAGACUCAGUCAAAAUAUUUUGCUUUAUUUGCAGUGAUGAUUUUAAUUUUUUUUUAAUGCAAAACCAAACAAUAUCAAGAACUCUAAUCUUUUUCUAAAGUUUAUUAGUUAUUUUAUUGAUACAGUAACGAGUUUUUAUAUUUCAAAUCCUAACCGAAAAAGGAAGACCUUUCCACAUCCGAUAAGAAAAGACUUCAGGAUCGGAGCUCGCAUCUCUAUAGCUCCUGCGAUUCCUCUUACAACCCCGAAUACACAAUCUCCUCUUCUUUAUAUAAGAACUCACGCAAACACUUCUGCAACACACAAUAUCUUUUUCUUCUUCUUUUUUUUAACGCUCGAGCCUUCUGGUUCUUCUUUAGCAGAUCGCAUUCUUUGUUUUCUUACAAUCCAAGCUAUGUCGAAUGAUAAUGGCAAAAACCCUAUGCCCAACGAUAGGGGAAACGAUCUUGUUUUCACCGCUUUCGAGAAUCUUAAUCUCUAUGGCAACUAUAACUGUUACAACCCAGGAGAAGCCAGCAACAACAACCACCCCAACGUCAACGUUUUUAACGUUGGUCAUAUCUCCGUCGAUCGCUUCAACGUUAACGCUCCUCCGUUCACUCCGACGAGGAUGAUCCAACCAAGUGCUUCUUCCUCCGGAUCAAACUCCGCCAAACCCUUCUUUUCUUCUCAGAGUUUCGUGAGCCCCGGCGUAGUCAAAGAUCGUAACUCUCUAUCAGAACUCUUGAACAUGAUGACGUGUGCAGAACGUUUCACUGAGUUCCAAAAGUUCCUCCAACGUCUCGAUACCUAUCCAACGGCUGAGAGGGAGAGCCACUUGUCAGCGAUUGGAUCAUUGUUGACCAAGAACAACUGCACUUUUCUUGAUUUGGCGGCGAACCAAUACGGCUCACAGGCUUUACGAACCCUCUUUAGACGCAGCCCUGUCUUAGAUCAUCUCCUAUUCCGCGCCGUCUGCAUGAACUUCUUCUCGCUCAUGACUAAUAGAUGCGGUCGUGGCUUGAUCAUCCCCGCGAUACGAGCCGUCGAUAAAACCAGGAAGGAGGAUCUCUACAGGCUCACGUACAACUACGCUCUAGACCUCGCCAGGCUAGAAACCGGAUGCCUUGCCCUAAACGAUGUGUUUCAAGAGAUCAGAGGCAAAUACAGAGACCUAAUCUUCGAGUGCGUCGUCAAGAACGCGGAUUGGUUAUCUUUUGACCCCUACGGAACAGACGUUGUUCAGAACUUUCUGACACUUCAGAACCCUGGUGCAACAGCUGCAAUCGCCGAGAGACUUCGUGGAAGUUUCUUCACGUUGGCGGAGGAGAGACUAGGAAGCUAUGUGGUGGAGAAGUGUCUCAACUCGGCUUUUGCGAGAGAUAAAGUGUUGGAGGAGUUUAGAGGGAAUGAUAGAGAAUGGGUGAGAAUGGCUAAUGAUAAGUUUGGCAACUUUGUGGCACAGUGUGCGUUGAAGGUGAUGAAGGAGAAACAAAUGACUUCAAUGUUGCAAGAGUUUUUGGAGAAGCUGAGGCCUUACUUUUGCAAGAUGAAGACUGGACAUGGGAAGAACACACUGAGAGUUAUUCAAGAAGAAAUUGAGGGAUGGAGUGAUUAGUUACAAGAGAAUCUGGUUAUAUAUGAACUGAUCGAAUGCUUUUGGUUUUUUCUUUUUUGGUUAGUUUUCUGAUGGUUCUUCAUUGUGUAGUCGAUCGUAGUGGUGUUAAGGUUUUUG